This is a messenger RNA of Fusarium subglutinans, 1395 nucleotides long. Its product is annotated as carboxylesterase 2. The transcript has a single exon. The coding region runs from base 1 to 1395 and encodes 464 amino acids. NCBI's taxonomy places the organism in Eukaryota, Fungi, Ascomycota, Sordariomycetes, Hypocreales, Nectriaceae. The record is from RefSeq and is a predicted model, not a curated record.
AUGUCGGAACAACCUUCCCCACCGCAAGGUCUCCUCGGCAAUCAAACCUCAAAACCGAUCGUCAGAACGGAGUCAGGCCAUGUUCGUGGCAGAACCGCCGACAAUGUCCACGUGUUCAAAGGGGUGCCGUUUGCUGCACCACCUUUUGGGCCCAAUUAUCUCCGUCCUCCACAGCCGCCGGAGCAUUGGGAAGAUGUGCGUGACACACUAAGUUUCGGGCCCAAGUCGCCGCAGGUCCCCUAUCCCCCGGGGAUUGCUGAGGGCCUUGCAGAACUAGUCAGCAGUGGUGAAGACUGUCUGACGCUUAACGUCUGGGCACCUAGCCUCGGUACCGCGGGGCGGCCAGUAAUGGUCUGGAUUCCCGGCGGUAUGUUUGAGUUCCAUGCUACUGGCGCUGUAGCCUACUACGAUGGUGCUAGGUUUGCCCGCGACGGCGUCGUGUGUGUAACGAUCAACUACCGCGUGGGUGCCCAAGGAUUUCUCUAUCUAGCCGAUGGCACCCCCAACCUUGGCCUGCUUGACCAGAUCGCCGCUCUCGAAUGGGUGCAGAAGAACAUAAAGGCAUUCGGCGGCGAUCCCAGCAGGGUAACUAUCUUUGGGGAGUCGGCCGGUGCCAUGAGCGUCGCCACACUACUGGCUGUCCCCAAGGCAAAGGGGCUGUUCCGCCGAGCGAUUGUGCAAAGCGGGAGCAACCCAAAACUCAAUUCAGCAGCAACAUCGAAGCGGAUCGGACAGCGAUUGGCAGAGAUUCUAGGCAUCGAGGCUACAUUGGAGGCCAUCAAGCCGAUAUCGUCUGAUCGUAUCCUCCAGGCUCAGGCUCAGCUGCGAGACGAGCUGACCACGCGCCCUGACCCGACUUUGUGGGGCGAGGUUGCGCUCAGUUUUAUCCCGUGGGCACCCACAAUUGACGGUGAUAUUCUCCCGAUGCAUCCAAUCGAUGCUAUUCAUGCUGGUGCUGCAGCCGACAUUGAUUUGGUGGUUGGCUCUAACACCGAGGAAACACGUCUUUUCUUAGUCCCAGACGGAUCCAUCGAUCGCAUUACGGAAGAGAGCUUGUCCGCGAUAGCCGGCGUGUACGGCCUGCCGCCAGAGGGCGUCGACGCAUAUCGUGUAUUGCAUCCAGGAGCCACUGCUGGUGAGCUAUUCCCGGCGAUCCAGACCGAUUGGUUCUGGCGGAUCCCUGCCAAUCGCUUUGCCGACGCCCAUGAAGAGGCGGCUCGAGCAUCGACGUAUAUGUAUGAGUUUGCCUGGCAAUCGCCUCAGAUGGGUGGCCGCCUCGGCGCGUCACAUUCUUUCGAGAUUCCCUUCGUUUUCGACACGCUCGGUCUCGGAACGGAACCCCUUCUUGGUCCAACUCCUUCGCAAGAGCUCGCUGAUGCCAUGCAUCAGGCCUAG